AUGAACGCUGUCAGAGCAUACUUCGAGUGGAUGCCCAUCCGUCAGGUUGAGAUGGACGACAACCUCCGUAUCUGGAGAAGCUUCAGCAUUGGAAGUCUGUUCGACUUGAUCAUGCUCGACACACGUCAAUACGACCGCUCCAUCACCGAUCUGUACUGGAACACUGACUACGUCCACGAGCUCAGCAACGACGCUGGUAGAAGUAUGAUGGGCAGCAGACAGGAAAACUGGUUCUACAACCAACUCUCCCAGUCUGCCAACCGUGGUGCCGCUUGGCGUUUGAUCGGUUCGCAGACCGUCUUCUCUCGCGUCAACGAGUCUGCUGCUUAUGGCAACACCAACCCUCUCGACUACGAUGCCUGGGACGGCUACCAGGCCAACCGCAACCGCACUCUAUCCCACCUCUACAACAACGGCAUUGGCAACAACAUCGUCAUGUCCGGUGACUCCCACGCCUCCUGGGUUUCCGACCUCGUCUGGCUCGACCACGAAGGCUACAACUCGACCUCCGGCAACAACAGCAUCGGUGUCGAAUUCGCCGGUUCUGCAGUCUCCUCCCCCUGCCCCUACGGCCAAAACAUCACCCUCCAAGCCGCCAACAACGCCUCCAACUGGCUCGUCCACGCCAACGACGAGUUGCAAUGGAACGACAUUUACUACCGCGGAUACUUUGAACUGCACAUCAACUAUGACGAGGUCACUGCCAACUACUUUGGCAUGCCCACCAUCAUCAACCGCAACCCUGACGAAAUCUCUCUUGCUAAUUUUACCGUCAAGAGCGGUGCUAAUAAAUUGCAGAGACCUGUUGCUGGUGGUAUUGUCGAGUCUGGCGCUUUGAAGAUUGGACAGGUCAAGCAGACUAAUGCUACCAACAACACCGAGACUGGUGUUUGGUUUGUUAGUCAGGCUAAUGUGGAGGAUAUUUAG
This is a messenger RNA of Aureobasidium musti, 927 nucleotides long. Lineage: Eukaryota; Fungi; Ascomycota; Dothideomycetes; Dothideales; Saccotheciaceae. The record is from the annotation of a GenBank genome assembly.